AGUGACACCGGUCGUGGAGAUCCACCUACAGCUGCAAACGCUGCUCCGGUUUUCCAAGUUAUAGAGGGAAAACCCGAAAACUGCCCGCCCACAGAGAGGUGCUUUCUGUCGGCUCGGAGCGCCCUCACCGCCCCUUGGACUGUCCGCGGCUCUCGUCCUUUAAUCGGCCAGGAACCAUCCAGCCACAUCCAGCCCCACUGUGGAUCUUCAGCCCCUCAGCAGGACAGUGGCAGAGGCAGAGCCGUCGGGGACCAGUCCAGCAGGCAGCAGGGCUCCAUGAGCGCCACGGGGCAGCAGCAAGGGGGGGGUCUGCGUUCCCGCCGAGGCCUUGGCCGGGACAAGGACCCUGGGCAGGGCAUGGGCAUGGAGGCGACCUGCUGGCUGGCCCCCGGAGUGCUGCGCAGGCUGAUCGAGCUGCCCUCGCCCCCGCUGUCUCGGCACCAGCUCAAGAGACUGGAGGAGCACAGGUACAGCAGUGCUGGACGUUCCCUGCUGGAGCCUCUGAUGCAGCGUUACUGGGAGUGGCUGGUGGGCCGAGUCCCCGCCUGGAUCGCCCCCAACCUCAUCACCAUCAUCGGCCUCGCCACCAACGUCUUCACCACCCUCGUGCUCGUCUACUACUGUCCGACCGCCACCGAGCAGGCUCCUCUCUGGGCGUACCUGCUGUGUGCGGUGGGUCUGUUCAUCUACCAGUCGCUGGACGCCAUCGACGGGAAGCAGGCCAGACGCACCAACAGCAGCUCUCCGCUGGGCGAGCUGUUCGACCACGGCUGUGACUCCCUCUCCACCGUGUUUGUGGUGCUGGGAACCAGUAUAGCGGUGCAGCUGGGCACCAACCCGGACUGGAUGUUCUUCUGCUGCUUCGCCGGGAUGUUCAUGUUCUACUGCGCCCACUGGCAGACAUACGUGUCGGGAACGCUGCGCUUCGGCAUCAUUGAUGUGACUGAGGUGCAAAUCUUCAUUAUAAUCAUGUAUUUGCUGGCCGCCGUGGGAGGAUCUGCUUUUUGGCAGUCACUGAUUCCGAUCCUAAAUAUCCAGAUGAAAAUGGUUCCUGCCAUCUGCACUUUUUUAGGAGCCAUCUUCUCCUGCACCAAUUACUUCAGAGUUAUUUUUACAGGAGGCGUGGGCAAAAACGGAUCCACAAUAGCGGGAACCAGCGUCCUCUCUCCAGUCUUACAUAUUGGCUCAGUUAUAAUUUUGGCCAUGAUGAUAUACAAGAAGUCUGCUGUCCAGCUCUUCGAGAAACACCCGUGUCUUUAUAUCCUGGCGUUUGGCUUCGUCUCGGCCAAAAUCACCAAUAAAUUAGUUGUAGCACAUAUGACAAAAAGUGAGAUGCAUCUCCACGAUUUAGCCUUUCUGGGGCCAGGACUUCUGUUCCUGGAUCAGUAUUUCAAUAGUUUUAUCGACGAGUACCUGGUGCUCUGGAUUGCACUGAUCAUUUCCUUCUUUGACUUGGUGCGUUACUGUGUCAGUGUUUGCAACCAGAUUGCCUGCCAUCUUCACAUUUUUGUUUUCAAAAUCAAGCCUUGUUCAGUGCUCAGCUCAGCUCCUCACUGAGGACACGCCGGCCAUUACUGACUCUGUCCCUGCCCCCCUCCCCCCCGAUAGUCGCACUCAUCUUUUCUUCCCUGUUUUCCACGUAGAGAUGCAGGGGGUGACGUGGUGUAAAGUAUGUGCUUCUGCCAACUGAAUGUGAGGACAAAUAAUAUAUAUUAAGAUACUGGAAUAUUACUGUCAUUGUUUCUUUUUCACCAGUGAACUCAGAGUUGAAUUUGUACCAGUUUCAUCUUCUGGCCCAGUAAUAAGAGAUCUCCCUCUGACACACUCACGGUUACACAGAGCAGAUGUUUCAGGUGCUACUCGCUGUGUUCAAGGAGAGACUUACGUGUGUUUUAACUGUUCAUGUGCAACAACAUGUAUAGGUAUGGAUCUUUGCUUUUCAUGAUUAUAAUUUUUGUAAUAUUUGCGUAACUUUACCUUUUUGCUAUUGUAAAUACCAAACUGUUGCAGUGUCUGUGCUUCUCUUUUAAGUUAAAACCCCUGCUUUGACACAUUUAUAAAAACCUUCCUUCAUGUAUUUUGAGGCGACCUCAUCCUCCGCACAUCGCGCCGAACCGUGCCGCCGUUUCACGUCCGCGGUUCUGGAGGAAACCUGACGUCGACUCGUGCAAAGCUGCAAAAUGUUCACUGCCAGUGUUUUCUCGGUUACAUUUGGGAUUUUAGUGUUUAGUUCAGGGGGGAGUUCAGUGUUUGUUUACUGUCACGUUACUGGCUCGUGGUUUCAUUUCACUUCUUAUUGUUACACGACGAGUUGCAGCUACAGCAGCGUUUCUCUCACUGGCUGGUGUUUGUAGCUCUGUGGGUGUUCAUCAGAGGUCCUAAAGUUACUGACCGGACCUUUGAGCUCAACAGAGAACUCUGCUGCUCAGGUUUUCUCACAUUUUGCAGCUGAUCAGAGCAAAGGUCAAGUCGUUCUGAAGUGGAGAUGCACAAAGUGGCUGUUCUGAGUCGGGCCUGUUGGGUUGAAGGUCGCUCCGCUCAUCCGUUAACCUCAUUAUUUCAUAUUUUAUUGGUGUCAAUAAAUCCCAUGAAAAGACCAAAAACAUUUAAAAAACAGUCACUCAUGUCCUGUUUGUUUUAACCAAUGAGACAGAAGGAGGUGUUGCACUUGUGCUUCAGUAUCCCGAUGAUCUGAUCCGUCAGUUUCUACAUUGAACGCACUUCAAGAACAUUAAAGUUGUAAAUCAAUCCAGUGUA
This is a messenger RNA of Stegastes partitus (bicolor damselfish), 2757 nucleotides long. It is a transcript of the gene cept1b, whose product is annotated as choline/ethanolamine phosphotransferase 1b. The transcript has 10 exons. NCBI's taxonomy places the organism in Eukaryota, Metazoa, Chordata, Actinopteri, Pomacentridae. Gene Ontology annotation, molecular function: ethanolaminephosphotransferase activity; diacylglycerol cholinephosphotransferase activity. Gene Ontology annotation, cellular component: endoplasmic reticulum membrane; Golgi apparatus. The record is from RefSeq and is a predicted model, not a curated record. Gene Ontology annotation, biological process: phosphatidylethanolamine biosynthetic process. The coding region runs from base 277 to 1557 and encodes 426 amino acids.